Molecule: messenger RNA, 1021 nt
Organism: Talaromyces proteolyticus
Lineage: Eukaryota; Fungi; Ascomycota; Eurotiomycetes; Eurotiales; Trichocomaceae
Product: putative proteasome component Pre6
Exons: 5
Coding region: 132-947 (271 amino acids)
Biological process (GO): ubiquitin-dependent protein catabolic process
Cellular component (GO): proteasome core complex, alpha-subunit complex; nucleus; proteasome core complex
Source: RefSeq, a predicted model, not a curated record
CGUAGCUCGCAGCUUCACACCCUCAAACCUCCACCUUUGUCUCCCCCAAUACAACCGUCUCAUUACUCUUCCUUUUCCAUAAUUCAAUACCGAAGCUUCUUGACCGUCCGCACGGUUACUACAACACAGGAAUGGCGUCUGGAUACGACAGAGCUCUUUCAGUUUUCAGUCCGGACGGACACGUCUUUCAAGUCGAAUAUGCUUCUGAAGCGGUGAAGCGAGGGACAUGCGCUGUCGGCGUGAAGGGCAAGGAUAUCGUGGUUCUCGGAUGCGAGAAGCGCUCGGCAAUGAAACUCCAAGACACUCGAAUCACCCCGUCCAAGAUCGGCUUGAUCGAUAACCACGUGUGCCUGGCCUUUGCUGGGUUGAACGCCGAUGCCCGCAUUCUGAUUGACAAAGCCAGAUUGGAGGCCCAAUCACAUCGCUUGACCGUUGAAGACCCCGUGUCGAUUGAAUACAUUACGAAAUAUGUCGCCGGAGUUCAGCAGCGUUAUACACAGAGUGGUGGUGUUCGUCCGUUUGGAAUCAGUACAUUGAUCGUUGGCUUUGACCAGGGUGACAAUAUCCCUCGCCUCUACCAAACCGAACCAUCUGGAAUUUACUCUGCUUGGAAAGCCAACGCUAUUGGACGUUCGAGCAAGACGGUCCGCGAAUUUCUCGAGCGGAACCAUAAAGAUGACAUGGAUCGUGAAGCAACUCUUCAGUUGACGAUCAAGUCUCUACUGGAGGUAGUGCAAACUGGAGCAAAGAACAUUGAGAUUGCCAUCAUGGCCCCUGGGAAAACCAUCGAGAUGCUGCCGACCGAGCAAAUUGAGGCAUAUGUCAAGAACAUUGAGGCUGAAAAGCAGGAAGAAGCGGCCAAGAAGAAGACCGGCCGAACUCCAGGAUCUGGAACUGCGGCUAUCCUGACGCGGGCCGGCGCUACGGGUGAGGGUUCCGAGAGCUAGAUAAAUUUGAGAUCUCACCUGAGCGGGCGUUGUUGAGGAUAAAACAAUAAAUCUAUAAAUUAGCUAAUGAACAU